AUGCCCUUCGCAUCAGCAGCCUCCGCAGCAUCAACUUCCGCCGGCGCAGCUCCACCGCCCACCAACAGUGCAGCCGCUACCGCCACGCCCGCAGCACCGCUCGUCCCCGCCCUCAAGAGCGCCAUCGUAAGAAGCGUGCUCUCCGGCGACACCAUCGUCAUCCGUCCCAAGGGCGUCAACAUCCCCGGCAAGGAAGAGACCGUCCACAUCGCCGGCAUCGCUGCUCCCAGGCUUGGCUCCCGCGACCGCGAAGACGAUCCGCAGGCAUUCCCCUCGCGCGAAUACCUCCGCCUCCUCACCGUCGGCCGCGAGAUCCGCUACCGCAUCGAGUACACCGUCCCCGCACCCGCAGCAAUCCCCGGCAGCGCCGUCGCCCAACCGCGCCAGUUUGCCCACGUCUUCCUCCCACCCAAGGCGCCCGGCCUGCCCGACACCAACGUCGCCCACGACAUCCUCGCCGCCGGCUGGGCCAAGGUGCACGACUCGGUCGCUCGCCGCGCCGACGACGCCGACGAGGGCAGCUGGAAGCAGAAGCUCCGCGCCGUCCAGGACGAAGCCACCGCGGCUGGCGUCGGUCUGUGGGGCCCCGACGACCUGCUCAAGGUGCACCACUCGAUGCCCGAGGACACCGCCGCCUUCCUCGCAGAGUGGAAGGGCAAGCCCAUCGAGUCGAUCGUCGAGCAGGUGCGCGACGGCAGCAUGCUCCGCGUCCGCCUCCUGCUCUCCUCGACACACCAGCAGAUGAUCAACCUCAGCCUGGCAGGCAUCAAGGCGCCCCGCGUCGCCGGUGGCGGCGGCGCUAGCCCCACCGACGCCAGCGAGCCGUUCGGCGAAGAGGCAAAAUUCUUUGUCGAGAGCCGUCUGCUGCAGCGCAACAUCAAGGUCACACUGCUCUCGGUGCCCCAGCCCGUUGCGGCACCCACGCCCUUCGCCAACACCGCCUCGGCCGCACCCGCGCCCGCCGCGCCGUCGGCUAGCGUGCUCAUCGGCCUGGCCAUCCACCCGGUCGGCGACAUUGCGCACUUCCUGCUCGCCGCCGGUCUGGCGCGCUGCGUCGACUGGCACGCCGGCAUGCUCGCCUCGUACGGCGGCAUGGAAAAGUAUCGCCAGGCCGAGCGCGCCGCCAAGGAGAAGCGCCUUAAUCUGUGGCAGUCGUACUCGGCGCCCGCCUCGGCCUCGACCGCGCUCUCGAGCCAGCCCGUGGCACAGCGCACCUUUGACGCGGUCGUGACGCGCAUCAUCUCGGGCGACACGGUGCAGGUGCGCAGGCGCGGCGCCGACGGCAAGCUCGGCCCGGAGCGACGCAUCCAGUUCUCGUCGCUGCGCCAGCCGCAAGCCAAGGAUGCCAAGCAGGCCGGGUAUGCGGCCGAGGCGCGCGAGUUCCUGCGCAAGCGCCUCGUGGGCAAGAACGUGUCGGUGCAGAUGGACUACAUCAAGCCCAAGGACGGCGACUUUGACGAGCGCGAGUAUGCCACGGUCAAGCAGGGCAACAAGGACGCCGAUAUCGGGCUGCUGCUCAUCUCCAAGGGUCUCGCCACUGUGCAGAGGCACCGUCGCGACGACGAGGACCGCUCGCCCGACUUUGACACGCUCAUCGAGGCCGAGGCCAAGGCGAUCGCCGAGGCAAAGGGGAUCCACUCGGGCAAGGAGCUGCCGGCGCCGCGCAUGGGCGACGCCUCCGAGUCCGCGUCCAAGGCCAACACCUUCCUACCCGGCCUCAAGCGCGCCGGACGCAUCGCGGCCGUGGUCGACUUUGUGGCGUCGGCGUCGCGCUUCAAGCUCAUCGUGCCGCGCGAGAACGUGCGCCUCACCUUUGUGCUGGCGGGCAUCCGCGCGCCCAAGACGGCGCGCAACGCGUCCGAAAAGGACGAGCCCUUCGGUCGCGAGGGGCUCGAUUUCUCCACGCUGCGCGCGCUCCAGCGCGACGUCGAGAUCGAGGUGUUCAGCACCGACAAGGUGGGCGGCUUCAUCGGCGCGCUCUACCUCAACAAGUCCGACAACCUCGCCAUCGCGCUCGUCGACAACGGCCUCGCCAGCGUCCACGGAUACAGCGCCGAGUCCACGCCGUUCUACAAGCAGCUGCUCGACGCCGAGGACAAGGCGAAGAAGGCUCAGCUCGGCGUGUGGCAGGGCUACGAUGCGGCUGCCGAGGAGGCUGCGUACGCUGAUGCAGGUAGUGCCGGUGCGGUGGGCGGUGCUGGAGCCGCGCGGGGCGGUGCACCGGCGUGGGGAGGUGCGAGCAACGGCCGUGGUGCAGCCGGAGCGUCGGCUGCAGCGCCCGCGCCCGCACGCACCGAGUACGUCGACUGCAUCAUCUCGGACGUGCGCGGCUCGUCGUCGCCCGACGAGCCGUUCGGAUUCAGCGUGCAGGUGCUCGACGACCAGAUCCAACAACUCGAAACGCUCAUGCACGAGUUCUCGCUCCACCACCAGUCGCCCAUCGCUGCUGGCGGCGCGCACUUCAUCCCACGCGCCGGCGACCUGGUAUCGGCCAAGUUCAGCCAGGACGGAGCGUGGUACCGCGCGGUGAUCCGCAAGGUGUCACCGGGGCUCAAGGAGGCGCAGGUCUCGUUCAUCGACUAUGGCAACCAAGAAAGCGUGUCGUUCAAGAACCUGCGUCCGCUGGAUGCGGCCAAGUUCGGACGUACGCGUCUGGCGGCGCAGGCCAAAGAGGCACGGCUGUCGUUCAUCCGGCUGUACGAUGGCAAGCAGGCCGAGUACGUCGAAGAGGCCCUGGACCGAUUCCGCGCCAUCGCCGCAGAGGGCCGGAAGAUGAUCGCCAACAUCGACUAUACCGAGCCGGGCACCAACAUCAUCCACGUCAGCCUGUACGAUCCCGAAGCGCCCGAGAUUGGAAAGAGCCCCGAGCUGGGGUGUGUCAACUACGAGCUGGCACGCGAGGGGUAUGCGCUGCUCGACACCAGCGUGCGCUACUGGAAGAGCUACCCCGCCAUGACCAAGGCACUUGGCUCUGCACUCGACGAGGCCCGAUCCAGACACCGCGGCUGCUUCGAAUACGGUGACCCCACCGAGGACUAG
This is a messenger RNA of Moesziomyces antarcticus, 3039 nucleotides long. Its product is annotated as transcription factor. The transcript has a single exon. The record is from RefSeq and is a predicted model, not a curated record. Bases 1 to 3039 code for a protein of 1012 amino acids. Gene Ontology annotation, cellular component: cytosol; RISC complex; nucleus. Gene Ontology annotation, molecular function: nuclease activity; RNA binding. NCBI's taxonomy places the organism in Eukaryota, Fungi, Basidiomycota, Ustilaginomycetes, Ustilaginales, Ustilaginaceae. Gene Ontology annotation, biological process: mRNA catabolic process; regulatory ncRNA-mediated gene silencing.